This is a messenger RNA of Amoebophrya sp. A120, 3871 nucleotides long. The record is from the annotation of a GenBank genome assembly. NCBI's taxonomy places the organism in Eukaryota, Dinophyceae, Syndiniales, Amoebophryaceae.
ACUUCGCUGAGGACGUCGCUGUCAACGCCGGUUUGCUCGCGUUCGGCACCCAAAUCGCGAGGUUUCUGCAGACCGCGCCGUGGCUCGCCCGCGACUGCGUGGUGGCGUUCUUGGACAGCAGCGUCCCGCACGGGAGGGCGGCGAAAAGGUUCUUGGAAACCUACUACGAGCAAAGCGGGCGGUCGUCGUCCGCUGCUUCUGCCAAAAAUGCCGGCGUGUUCCCGACAGGCGGACAGCUGCUGCGGCAGGCCGUGAUUUUAAACUUGGACGGUGCCACGGUGCGGGUCGAGAGAAGUGCAACUACUUCACCUAGUACUAUCGUGAGUGACAGAAUUGCGGCUGCACCUUCCUCUUCUCCUACGUCAUUUGAAGAUGAGCACGGAGCAGGAGAAACCAUGACCCAGCAGCUGGGAGUGCAAUCAUUCACCGUGUUAUCCAAGAAAAAAACACCAUCACAAUCACAUUUAGGAGGUUUCGCAUCAGAAAUCUGUCUCCCAUGGCAAAUUUUCCUUGUAUUGCAAAAACACAAAGGGGAAUCGCCUAUAACUCUUGACUGUGAUGCAUUUUUGCGCAUGACAAAAAUUUUUGUAUUGCAAAAAUGUGCAAAAGUGAUUGUGAUGGUGUUCUUUUCUUGAAUACGUGUCCUGUGCGGAGUUUCUGGUGGACAUCGAGGGCGUGAAUAUCAAAUGUAAAAAUGUCUGGGUCUGGAAGAUUGCAACUUGUCAUGCUAACUUUGGACUCUAGCAAAAUCUGUAUUGCAUGACCAGCAAGAGGAGUCUAGUUUGUGCUGCGCGGGGAGGGCGUUUGUCAUGCGGAGUAGGCAUCAGGAAGCCCUCUCAAAAUCUGUGAUGCGCGGUCGUGCAUUACAGACAUCCUGGGUCAUGCAAAACAUGCAUGACAAAUCUCAGAAUCUUCCAGACCCAGACAUUUUUACAUUUGAUAGUGAACGGGUUCCUGCCGAACCAAGAUAUCGUGAACGCCUUCCUGCGCGAAGUCGAGAUGGCGCGGCGCUACAGCUACGGCGGCAACCUGUUUCGCCUGCGCUCCGCCUGGGAAAGCCUGUUGUAUCUCGGGCCCCAGAACGGCGGCACCCAGUCCGGGCACUCCUGGUUUUUGGCAUACCAGAUCCCCGCGUUCACGGUCAGGGCGCUGUCCGCACCCUCUGGUGUGCGGUCCUCCUUUAGUACUGAGUCGCGCUCCUUUCCAGCACCGUCGAAAAACGAAAAUGCAAAUAAUGGUGCUCCAUCUGUCACAACUCCAGAAUCUGGGGCUCGGGGGGGCGAUGAAAAGUUCGUGCUGUUUACCACUGAGGUACAACUAUCCACAACAAGUAGAACUUCCUUCCCAGACGGCGCUGAUGCUAUAUCUAAACUGGAAAUCCAGGCCACGCCGUCUCUGCAACUUCUAGCUGGGGCGACCGAAGGGUUGCUUCGGGACUACAGCAAUGUGCUGCAGCAGCUCCACCACUCCUUCAACACCUACGUCAUGACGACUUUGCGAUCCCACGUCAGCUCCGGGCUCUACUACUACCCCGUGUUUGCCAUCAUUGCGGGCAUGGUCCUGCUCCUCCUGGUCAUCCCCGACCACGUGCCGUUCCGGCGGGACUUCCGCGGGGUGAUCCAUGGGCUGUUCCAGCUCGUCGCGAUCGCGGUGUGUAGUGGAAUGCCCGUUUUUCUUCUUUUCUCGGACGGCCACAUGGAAGCGGUUUCUGGGGCGUGGAGAAAGUCGACCGGGUUCUCGUUGCUGUCGGACUUUGUCGAAAGAACUAGCGGCGCGGCGAAAAAUUUCGACGAAAGUCUCUUCGAUCUCCGGUCCGGCCAGCUGAAACUCCUUUACUUCGUGUGGCUCCUUUGCGUAUCAAACGGCAAAAAUAAAGCGCCUCGCCUCGUCCUGAAUUUUUGAAAUGUCUUCAUUGUAAAACUUCCAAGUCUUCGACAAUAGAAAUACAGACUAGACCACUACGAAAAUUAUAACGAGUCCGACGCUUUUCUUCUUGGAUCACGUUUUGUCAUGCAAAUACUUGUACUUCCUCAUCUAUUUAGGGCAUCGGGCACCUUGCAUCCUGAUACUGCGUCCGCCGCGUUCUCACCGCCCUGCAGAUUCAGCAGAAGGGCUUCGGCGGCCAGGAGUUGCAGUGCGCGAGCGUGCUCGCCUUCGCGCUGCUACUCGGCGCUCUAACGGUGUAUUGCUACGCGCUCGGGGUCUUUUUCACGGCGAUAAUGGUUCCGCCACUGAUCUUGGUGGUGCCGCUGCGGUUCUCGGUUUGCAGCACACGAAGGACGGCGUUGCAGCGAUGCAGACACCUGUUCAGCCAACUUCUGAUUCUUUCCUUCCUCGCUUUCCACGUGUUUCUCGUGACUGUCGACGCCGAGGAAAGAAGAGAGGUCUACGUGCCCAGAUUUGCGGAGAUCAGGGAUGGUUUUCUCUUCCCAAGCUACUACACCGCGACAAGCUCCGCCCGGGCGAAUCCGAAGGUGGGGAAAAUGCUACCCGACGACUUGGUCGAGGUAAUCCUCAAGACUGCCGUGCCGGAUUUGCUCGGUGUAGACGUCCCGGAAUUUCUCCGGAAAGUCGUUGCCGAUUACGAGCACACCGGCGCGGUGCUGUACCCGGUGUUGUGCUUUCUCUACGUGCCCUUCGUGGUCGUUUUGGUCUUUGUCCUCUUCGACUUUCCCAGCGUCAUUUCCUCUCCCUGUGGGUUCGAAGGAGGGGUUCAAACCGUGAAGACAACUGCGUUCUCCUCCUCUGCUGGAGCUUCGGCCGGCGGUGGCGGGGGCACGAAAAACAAUAAGAUCAUACCACAAAGGAAAAAAGUUCUGGACUUGCGUGUGCUCGCCGGUUCGUGUGAGCAAACUACAGUGUCUUGGAGGGGGAUGCAGAAAAAUGGGCGAAACGGGACGACAAAUAACAUCGACUUCGACAGCACAGAGAACAAGGACUGCGUCGAUUUCCUCACCUUGCAGAACGUGGAAGAGCUUCCGGUGUUUCCCGGCGCGGCAGGGAUUCUCAGUCGGGUCAUACCGACCGUGGAGGCUUUGCGAAAAUGCGCAUUCAAGGUCGCCUGCACGGACUUGAGACUACAAGCAGGGGACAAGGUGGUGAUAGUAGAGGAGAUGGCGACCACAAGGUGCUGGGGGUUCGAAGGUAAAAACCAACAUGAACAUACCAUAUCAACAACAGCCGCAAGGAAGAGAAGAAGAGAUACUGACGCCCGGUCCUCCGGCUCCACGAGUGCUGCAGAGGACGAUGAGGAUGAUCAGAUUGACCGCGACCUCUUUUCGGCACAGGAGCUCAAAUAUCCUGCGGAUAAUUGCUAGCACAGUGGAUGAAUGCGCUAUGUUUGCAUACGAAUUACGCUGACAUUUGCUUCUGCAGAAGCAGCAGAUGUCAGCACGAUUCGACUCCUCUGAAGCGCUACAGAGCUACUGAUACACGCUCAUGUGAGGGCCUACGCUAUUCUUCGGACAUACAAAACUACCGGCGAAGUUGCCGUCUGUGCGUUUCAGCUCUCUCAUCCUGCCGCAAGCAAUUUUCUGUAUCGAUAUUCUAGCAGGGGCGGUUCUGUUUUUCCUCUUGCUUACAGUCUGCGUUGUCGGGGGCACGGUGUGGAAGAAAACUUCUUCGUCCGGAGUUGCCACCUGGACUGACGUUUUUGAAGGGAUAUUGUUUUGACACAUCCGUACGUGUGCCGCUGCUGUUGUGCGUGUGCUCACAUGCUUUCGUAAACGGAACACUUGCGCUCGACGUCACACUGGACAUGCAAGGAAUCGUCGUCCGAGGCUCGUCGUUAUGCAUGACCAACCGCCACGUUGUUCCCGAACCCGAGAUCUAAUUGAAGAUGUUUGUACCUGUAUGUACGCUUGUUUGUUCG